Acanthosepion pharaonis is the source of this 1776-nucleotide messenger RNA. The record is from the annotation of a GenBank genome assembly. Lineage: Eukaryota; Metazoa; Mollusca; Cephalopoda; Sepiida; Sepiidae.
AUGCCCAGUCUCUCUCUCUCUCUCUCUCUCUCUCUCUCUCUCUCUCUCUCUCUCUCUCUCUCUCUCUUAUUUUAUUCUCAGAGCACGAAACGCCGGGCAGCCAGCUGGGCGGUCGCCAUUGCUAUCUACCGACCAACCAGCCAUCUCACUCUUUUUAUCACCCCUAGCCCUCCCUUUUCCCACCGUGCAUUCAACUCUAUUCAGCUCUUGAUGUCCGGGUCUGCAGCAACUUCCAUAUCUGGAUCAACUUGCUGUGAGAACGGGCGCCCUCUAGUGACGGACCCUCAUACCGGACAGACUGUGUGUUCGUGUCAGUACAGUUCACCACCCAUUCUAUCUUAUCCACGCCUACCAGAAACCAUGUAUGGAACAACACCAUAUGCAACUCAAAGUUAUGUACCUAUUGGCACCGAUACAUCAGCAUUCUACUCACCAUUGAAUGCUUCCUACGACUUAAAGGAUGGUUCUGAUGCCUGGCGAGGAAUCACUCAAUCGGGAGCCUGUUACCCCUACGAACCGUCAAUGACAUAUUCUUAUGGUGGAACAUAUGGAACAAUGGAUCUGAAUGGUGCUGCGCGUAGGAAGAACGCCACCCGCGAAACGACAAAUACUCUUAAGGCUUGGUUGUACGAGCACCGGAAAAAUCCUUAUCCUACGAAAGGAGAGAAGAUUAUGCUGGCGAUCAUUACAAAAAUGACAUUGACCCAAGUGUCCACAUGGUUCGCCAAUGCCCGACGACGGCUGAAGAAAGAAAACAAAAUGACUUGGUCGCCACGCAAUCGGUGCGGAGACAACGACGACGGAGAUGCACGGGACAAAGGUGGCGAUAGUGACAGUGAAGACCUCAAAGACAAAGACAAUGACCUGAAAAAGAUGGAUGGACUUGAUUCAACAGACGAUCAAGAUUGCAGUCGUCGGGCCAAGGAACUUGUAUCUCAUUUGGACGUGGAGAAAGAUGUACACAGCAUGAUCCCAGGCUCUCUUCAGAGCAGUCCAACUUCAUCUCCUCUCCCUCCAACUACCUCUCGCCACAGACUGGAUUACUCGGACGCGUCCCGUCCCCCAGUGAGCGAAUCACCCUGCGCUAGCAGCAACGACUCGGCUCUCAGCGAUGAAGCGAAUUCAUUGCUGAAGGAUUCUCAAGACCACAGCGAUGGCAUGAAGCCUCGGAUAUGGUCACUGGCUGACACGGCCACUUCAUCAACGGGUAUGAUCCAAAGGGCCUCUGGGAUGCCGCUAACGCAUGUCCAAAUGAACAAUAAAACCAUGUCAACACCUGCACAACCCCCACCACCUCCACCACCUCCACUACUGACCGCUGCCGCAGCUGCAGGCACCGGACUCCGCAACUGGCUGGGCAAUUCGUUCACCAACCCUAACACAAAUUUCUCACCGACUGUAUCAGCUAUGUACACGCUCAACACACAGAGACUGGUGGACACAACGGCCGGGAAUAACCUGGGGCAAAUGCCACCCGUGGCUCCACCAAACAACACCUCAACAACUACCCCGCAUCUUUUACGAUCGUUCGCCCAAGUUAAUUCUUUAUACCCAUCCGCCAGAGACUUAUCUCUUUAUUUCAUUGCUGUCUUUUUUCUUUCUCCACCCUUUUUGUGCCCAUCUUUCUUUCUCUCUGUAGGUUUAAUUUCUUCACUAUCUUUCUCUAUUCCUUCAUAUUUUCUUUCUUCCAUUCUCUUUUUUUUUCUUUUUCUUCUUUCACUUUCUCUUUAUUUCUGCCUACUCUAUCAUACAAAGUCACAAAGUUUGCUCAUCUAA